AUGAAAGCUCUUAACCUUGGAGCCUGCAGCUGAUAUGUGGGCUUACAGAAACACGUCAUGAUCCACCCGCUCAUGCUGCUGCUUGUACAGGGAUGUUAUACGUGACUGCUAGUAUGACAUGUACUGUAUGUGUGUACUGUACUUGUGUGAUUAUAAUAUUAUGAGGACACAAAAAGUUAAAAGUUAUGCAAGGUUGCAUAUUUAUUGCCCUUGUUCAUUCAUUCAAUUACAAUCAGUAGAUCAUGUAGCAGUAGUGCAGUGCAUUCAAUUGGUCAAGAUUGGUUAAGUUUCACAUAAAAACAUCCGUGAGCUCUUGUGUCAGUCAGGAUGGUUUAGGAUUAGGUUUCCAGGAAUUGCUAAUCUCUGGAAUUUUCACGCAUAACAUUGUCUAGCUUUUACACAGAAUGGUGUGGAAAAAAAACAUCAUUAGAGCAUUCAAGAAAGCAGUAACUUAAAAAGCAGAAGAGCAAUAAUCUGAGGAUAUAGUGGACAAGAGCUCAUCAACAAUAAACAGGCCAAAACUGUAAAAAUAAUAUAAAAUAGACUGGUGUGAGCCUAAACACUCUAUUCCUCUGUAUCUAAUAGCAGUUCUGCACAUGACUUGCUCGUUAAAUAAGAGACUCUCAGAUUAUGCCAUCAUGUGUAGAGUUUAUUGUACUGAAGCUGUUAAACGGUCACCUUUAUAUUUCAUUAGGACUGUGCCAAACAGAGUGAAUGCAUUCACCAUCUGCUGUCAGGUCUGCUGUUAUUUAUCACUUAGCACAUGGACGUCAGCAUGGAAAUUCGCAGGGACGCUCUCUCCGGGGACAAAUAGUAUAUUUGAAAGAUGCAAUAUCCAAAUCGAGGAAGAGCCAAGCUUUGAGCAUUGCCAAAAAGGAUAAACCCAUACUUGCUGCUCCGAUGUUCGUCUUUCAGAGGAUGACAUCUGCAAUGAAGAGGACAGUGGAGGAAGAUGGGAAUGGAUCGUGUGUCAACAAACGCAUCAGAUUGCUCACCUAUCCUUCUUCGAACAGUCGGAACAGAAAAGAACCCUGUGGCUUUAGCAAACGUGUACGUUCAAGUUCUCUAUCCUUCCCACCGCCUUUACAGGAUCCACAUACAGAAAUGAUGCUCCCCUAUAUCCCCAGAUCCAAUGUGUUUGUGUCCUCCACCUUGCACAAUCCGAACCAAGUAUCUUCCCCUGCACCAUCCCUAGGGGGCAAGAUAAAGAAUACACUGUUAAGACCGGCUUCGCUGGUGGCACCUCACAGCCAUGAUGUGUCUUGUAUUGAACAGGUCAGCCUUAAUGCAGAUGGAAAGUUCUCCAGGGUUACGAUUGAGCUCCAGUCCUCAGCCAGUGCCCUGGACCAGUGGAUGUUACCGCAAAUGAGCAGAAAUCUCUCACAGACUAAUUCUGCUGUCAGGGAAAAUGCCCAGUUUGUGUUUGGGGAGAAUAUGAGUGAGAGGGUACUGAGUCCACCUCGUAGUGAGGACAAGUCUGAAACAGACUGCAGCUCGACUGACUCGGAUUCCUCCUGCACAGAAGCCUCUAACACAAUGACAGAAAACAACACACUAUGGGAAUCUGCUGCUGCCCACACGGCCGCCUCCAGGAGACGUUGUCUGCUCAAACAAGUGCAGAUCUUCACAGGAGAGGAGAACGAGAGCAACGUCAUCCAGCUGACGUGCAAACUGUUCGUUUUGGAGAGGGGAACCCAGUCAUGGAGUGAGAGAGGGAGAGGGUUCUUACGACUGAACGACUUGCAGACUAAGUAUAAGGGGUGUUUGCAGUCAAGGAUGGUGAUGAGGCACCAGGGCAGUCUGAAACUGAUCCUGAACACUAAGUUGUACCCGCACACACACCUGCGGCGGCCAGCACGGAGGAACCUACAGGUGACAGCCACUGACCUGGAGACCCAUAGUGUACGUGUGUUCUUGGUCCAGGCCAGUGCCCGAGACAUUGCCCGCCUUUAUGUGGCUAUUCAUCACAGACUGGUGGCACUUCGCUGUAGUACUGCCAUGUACAGGGACCGCGAUGGACACUGCAGCAGCGAGGAGGACAACGACAACAAUGAGGAGAAGGCUAACAAGGAGGCGGUCUUAAUCGCACACACCAGAUCUGGGGAUUGUAAUUGGAGGAACAGUCAUUCCAGACUCCAUCCGUGAACGUCCCAUUCAGCCUUGAUUGCCAUAAUUCAGCAAGAUUGCCAUCAUGCUUCUAAUCUCAGACAUUUUAUGAAUAUCCGGAUCUUCUGAAUUUCAGCAGUACAGAGGUUUUUGUUGUGUAGCUGCAUGAAAUUACUGCACAGUAUUAAACUUGGCUUUUUACCAAGAUCAGUUCUCAGGUUGUAGACAGUGAUGCAAUAUAUGUUUUUUUUAACAAUCUUUUUAAAUAAAAGAAAAAAGAAAAGAACCAGGCACAAUCAUGUUCGUUUUGUUCCACCUUCAGAUCAUUUAGACCUGACCAGAACAAUUCUUCAGAACAUAAUUUCACUUUUAUUUUGGUUAAUUUUUACCACUAGAGCAGUAAAGUUCUUUUUGCCAGAAAUCUGCACCAUUAAGAUCAGGUUUCAGAAGAUCAUACAAGACCGAAUUUAAGCUCUUUGGUGACGGAUCAAGAUUAAACAAGGAUUUAUUGGCUGAUUGUAAAUUUACUCAGUUGCACCUUUACGUUCAUACUAAACCUUCACAAGUUUAGAAACUCUUUUGGAUAACUGCGAAACAAUAUCCAAUUAUAUUUCUAUGCAAACCUUAAAAGCAAAUCCAGAGAGAAUGUAAAAUGGGCCAAUUUUGGGACUACUACUUCUCUUAUUAUUUUUUUUAUUCUCUGAUUUCUUCCAUAGCACUUUGUCAGAAAGGGGAUAAAUGAGCGAUGCUUUCUGUUAUUGAAACAAUAACAAUAACUUGUCUGUGCCAGUUAUUUAUAAUGUGAUUGACGGAUCUCUGUGCUCUAUUAACAAAGGAUUUCUGUUUUCAUUCUACCUCAUGAACAGUAUUGUAAACCUGAUCUCAUCUUCUGCACUGAUGUUUUGGUCCUAUGAAGAGCCGGUCAUGUUAAGAAAAGCUUACUACCUGAAACCAGUGUUUGUAUUUUAUUCUCUAUUGCAACCCUGAAGGUUUAAAGGAGAAAUUCAAAUAGUGUCUACAGCCACAUUUCUGUCUGUGAAUUGCAUUUUUAUUGGAAAAUCUGCAAAAACUGAUGUUAUUUACUACCUAUUAUACUUAAACAUUAAGAAGAGCAUUUAAGAGUUGUAUAUUUUUAUAUGUAUUUAACUGAUUAAAUACCUAAUUGUAAGUACA
Messenger RNA from Tachysurus fulvidraco (yellow catfish), 3279 nucleotides. RefSeq names its product ran-binding protein 3-like. The transcript is spliced from 15 exons. NCBI's taxonomy places the organism in Eukaryota, Metazoa, Chordata, Actinopteri, Siluriformes, Bagridae. Gene Ontology annotation, biological process: protein export from nucleus. The record is from RefSeq and is a predicted model, not a curated record. Gene Ontology annotation, cellular component: nuclear pore; cytoplasm. The coding region runs from base 715 to 2145 and encodes 476 amino acids. Gene Ontology annotation, molecular function: GTPase activator activity.